This is a messenger RNA of Myxocyprinus asiaticus (Chinese sucker), 2029 nucleotides long. It is a transcript of the gene nsmce2, whose product is annotated as NSE2 (MMS21) homolog, SMC5-SMC6 complex SUMO ligase. Gene Ontology annotation, molecular function: SUMO ligase activity; zinc ion binding. Lineage: Eukaryota; Metazoa; Chordata; Actinopteri; Cypriniformes; Catostomidae. The transcript has 6 exons. The record is from RefSeq and is a predicted model, not a curated record. The coding region runs from base 244 to 942 and encodes 232 amino acids. Gene Ontology annotation, cellular component: nucleus; Smc5-Smc6 complex. Gene Ontology annotation, biological process: protein sumoylation; double-strand break repair via homologous recombination.
GUUUCGAAACCGGAAACGGCGACUCUGUGACGCAACUUCUGGCGAGGGCUAGGUGUUGUAUAAUUUUUUGAAUUAUAUUUCUAAAUAUAUAACAACUGUUAAGUGAUGUAUAUGUUAUAAUAAUAGCACAUUUGUAAUUUUAUCGAAUAAAUAAACCACUUUGAAACGAAUUAAAGUGAACGUGAAUGAUAAAAGUGUUUGUUGGUUGGUGGAAUUUUCGAGCAGUAAUAUAACUUCCAGGAGAUGUCUCUAAGUUCAGUGCAGUCCACUUUGUCCACUUUGAAGUCAUGCCAAACAGAUGUUGGAGGAUGUAUGGACAUGGUUUCAGACGUUGCGCUGGGAAUAGUGGAAGCACAAGGUACAGUAGACAGUCCGGCUCUGAAGAAACUGGAGGAGAUGAUGCUGGAGUGUUCCAGACUGGACAUAGAAAUCAAUUGUUUUGUGGAGUCUGUUGAUGAGAUGACUGCUCAGGUCCGACAUAAACCUCCUGAUGCCAUGGUUAAACUGAAAGACUCUGUAAGGAAUCGUUACAAUGAGCUGAUGGCAGGUGUUUCAGAUGUUGACCUGCAAAGGCACAGUAAGGUGGUGGCCUUCAAAGACAGUGUCAGGAAAUUUUACAUGCAAGCUAGUCAGACACCAACUGAAAACGCAGAAGAUCUAGAUGAGGACAUUGCUGUAACACAGAGCGAGACAAAUUUUAUCUGCCCUCUCACCCAGGUUGAGAUGGUCAAUCCAGUGCGAAACAAGAAAUGCCAGCAUUAUUAUGACCAAGAGGCUGUACUUGAAAUGAUACAGAGAAGGCACAGAAAUAAGAAGAACUUUCGCUGUCCAAAGGUUGGCUGUGGAAACACAGAUGUUCAGCAGUCUGAUCUGGAGUUGGAUCUGGUUAUGAGGCGAAUGAUCCAGAACCAAAAGAGACAGAGUGGAAAAACCAAAAUUUGACUAAAUCAGUCUUGAAGACAACAGUUGUUCUAAUUUGAAAUGUGAAAAUAGUUUAAGGAAAUUUGAAAUCUAAAACUGAAGGCUUUUGUUACGCAAAUAAUAUACAAUUACAUUGUAAGUAAUUUGGUUCAGUUUGUUUAAUACAAUACAAAGGCAGUAUGCAUGUUAGUGUGACUUUUUUUUAAUAAAUGUUUGUACCUUUCUAAAUAUGUUAAUUGUUAACCCAUUCUUUACCUUUGUCUUCCUCUUAGUAUUAGUAAAACAUUGUUUUCCUCUCUAGCAACGAUAAUGAUAAUAACGAAACCUUGUAAUAUAAAAGGCAAACCUGAUCUUUUUCAAAACUCAAUUUAAAAUCAAAUGUUUAUUCAACAUAAUUCCACUAUGAAAUAACCCAUUAUAAUCAGGCCGAAAGUCUGUUUUUUAGUACCUCACCAUGUCACUAAGACAUGAAAUCAGGACAUGUACAACUCUUCUGGGCAAUAAAGCCAGCUUCAAAUGUACAGGUUUAUUACAGUAUCUGCUCCAAUCCUUUGCCCCAAAAUCCCACUAAUGUACAACAAAUUAAAAUCAUACAAACUUUGGAAAUUCUUCCACAUGAAAAAAUUCAGUGACAUUUGAUUUUAUGUUGAGAUGCUUACAAAGGACAGUCUGAUUGAUUCGUCCAGUCAUUGUGAAACCAGCAUCCAAAUUUGGCCCUUAGACAAAUACAGUACAAGGACCUCUUUGUCAAAACUCUCAGACGGUUCUGCAUGACUAGUUAAAAUGAGACAAAGACUUCAACUCCACUUAACAUCCGACUGCUUAAACCCAGAGCUUCCAUGCAUUUGAUUUUCAUAUUUUUGACAUUGACAGCAUUUUGUGCAGUGCAUUUUUGAAGGUUCAAUUGUCAACUUUGUAUGAUAAACAUCUAGUAAAAAAUGUAACACUAGUACUGCCCCAACACAUUUAUAUAGAUGGAAACAAGAGUUUCAAAUACAUCAAACUGGCAAAAGCAAAAUAAUGAACAAGUGUUUCAGUUGUUCUUAGAUAUACAUCCUCUGUAAAUUGUUUCAACAAAGGAGAAAAAAAAAACUGUAUUUGAAUGCAA